Messenger RNA from Salvelinus sp. IW2-2015, 1454 nucleotides. It is a transcript of the gene zcchc17, whose product is annotated as zinc finger, CCHC domain containing 17. Lineage: Eukaryota; Metazoa; Chordata; Actinopteri; Salmoniformes; Salmonidae. The record is from RefSeq and is a predicted model, not a curated record. Gene Ontology annotation, biological process: RNA stabilization. Gene Ontology annotation, molecular function: RNA binding.
UUGUCUCAUUGAUUGAGACAAGUGGGUGUCCACCCCAAAGUGCUGCACGUCAUGAUGACACUCGUCGGUCUCGAUCAAUGAGAGAAUAUUUGAAAUAGACAAGAUGGCGGCGUAGACAUUGUUGGAUUUUAUCAUGAUUACAUUUAAUAACAGAGCAUUUUCUAAAUUCAAACGAACCCCCUGCAACUAGACAUGGAUGUUUAAAAGACUGGGUGUCUUCCAAGUCCGGAAUUGAGAAAGUAUCGCCAAGUUAAGGGAGAGAGUUAUACUGUGAGUCGCCAUCAUCAUCAUGGCAGACUUUGACCAUGACCAGCAGGAGCCUGCAGGACUAGAUGGCUUGCCAGCCAUGUACAGUAUUGUGAAGGGAGAGGUGGCUUCUGUACAGACCUACGGAGCCUUCAUCAAGAUUCCUGGCUACAGGAAGCAGGGGUUGGUCCAUAUCAGUGAGUUGUCAGCCUGUAGGGUUGAGAAUGUUGCAGAAGUCGUCGACGUGGGAGAGCAGGUGUGGAUCAAGGUCAUCGGGAGAGAGAUGCGUGAUGACAAGGUGAAGCUCUCCUUCUCAAUGAAAGCUGUCAAUCAAGGAACAGGGAAAGACCUGGACCCCAACAAUGUCAUAGCAGAGCAGGAUGAGCGGAGGCGUAGACAGUUCAAAGAUGGUACAGGACGGAGGAUCACAUUGGAGGCUGUACUCAACACCACCUGCAAGAAGUGUGGCUGCAAAGGUCUCUUUGCUAAGGAUUGUUUCUCGGCCCCAGGCUGCACCUAUCAACCCCAACCUCAUUCCCCUAGCAGUCCGCAAAACCCAACCUCCACAGGACUCACACAGAAGAAGAAAAGGAGAAAAAAAGAGAAAAAGGAGAAGAAGGGAAAGAAGAAGAAGAGGAAGAGAGAGAGGAAGGAGUCCGAAAGUGACAGCAGCAGCAGUGGACCCAGUCAGGCCAAGAGAGGGCGCCAUGACGACAGAGAGGACAGAAAGAAGAAGAAACACAAGAAGCACAAGUCCCACAAACACAUCUGAGACUGAUCUGAUGGACUGACACACAUUGCACUAAACACACACAAAUUACACUGUAGACACACAUACACACAGUUAAAAUGUGAACACGCACAUACACAGCGUAGACUUGGAUGGACACACACACAAGUUGACGCAACAGUCAGAAGCCCCUCAUAGCCCCUUGCCCCUACCGUCUGACACAUGCAGAUCCAUAGAAACCUGAUAGGUGUUAGCAAUAUGGCAGCUUCCCUGAGCCCAUCGGAAAGUGAAGUAUAUAUUGCACCUAUCCAGUUCCCUCAGAUCUACCUUUAACACUGAAGAGGUUAGUAUUGUUUUCAGGACGACAGUAUAGGUGUCUCAGAUCCCACAACACCUGGAGUUAACAUCUCAGGAACCAUAUCAAGACGUUGUAAUCUGUGCAGGCCUGUGCUGUGUUAGUAAUGUGUGUAUCUGGAAC